Molecule: messenger RNA, 11515 nt
Organism: Helicoverpa zea (corn earworm)
Lineage: Eukaryota; Metazoa; Arthropoda; Insecta; Lepidoptera; Noctuidae
Gene: Vps13
Product: vacuolar protein sorting-associated protein 13
Exons: 61
Coding region: 226-10062 (3278 amino acids)
Biological process (GO): protein retention in Golgi apparatus; protein targeting to vacuole
Cellular component (GO): extrinsic component of membrane
Source: RefSeq, a predicted model, not a curated record
AUUGCGCUGCGGUCUGAAUUGAACUCGGGAAAUCUUUUUAAUUUUUCAAAUCAGUCUAUCGCGCGUAAUGGUGUCUAAAUUCAUUUUUAUUUAAACAUCUCGGUAAAUUAAUAUCAACUGAAGUGCAUUGGUUAAAAUUUAUAGCAAUAAUGUGUUAUACCGGACCAUGACAUGAGUGACGAAAAUUUCAAUUUUCUGUAGUAAAUAAGAAAUUCAUAGCUCACGAUGGUGUUCGAAUCGAUUGUGGUGGACGUGCUGAACAGAUUCCUAGGCAAUUAUGUGGAGAAUCUGAACAGGUCCCAACUAAAGCUAGGAAUAUGGGGCGGCGAUGUCGUGCUGGAAAAUCUCAUACUCAAGCAGAAUGCUUUGGAGGAACUCAAUAUACCCGUUCAGACAGUUUAUGGACACUUAGGAAAACUAGUACUGAAAAUACCCUGGAAGAAUCUCUAUGGCGCAUCAGUAGAAGCUACAGUUGACCGAUUGUUUCUGAUUGUCAAUCCUAGCGCUGAGGUUAAAUAUGACCCUGAAAAAGAAGAGAAAAUCGCCCUCGCUGCUAAACAGGCUGAGCUGGCGAGGGUUGAAGAAGCCAAGAAGAGAGAGGCCUUAAAAGAUCAAACCAAGCUCGAUGAGACGUUCGUCGAGAAAUUGGUGACCCAGAUCAUCAAGAAUGUUCAGCUAAAGAUCACUGACAUACAUAUACGUUAUGAAGACAGUAUCACGAAUCCUAAAGCGCCCUUCUCUUUCGGUAUCACCUUGCAUAACCUAUCCGUCCAAACUACUGACGAAAACUGGCAAAAAGCGGUUAUCACUGACGCUGUGACCAAGAUUUUCAAGAUUUUAGAUUUGGAAGGUUUAGCUAUGUACUGGAAUCCUGUAACUGAAUUAUAUUCGAAGUCAGGUCCUAUGGAAAUAAAGGAUAGAUUGCAAAAAGAAAUUGCCACAAAAUCUUCUAAACCUUCAUUUUACAACUACGCUCUCGGUCCUAUAAACGCAACAGCAAAAUUAAAACUAAACCCGAAACCCGAGGGCGACACACCAAAGUUUAGUAUACCAAAAGUGAUACUGAGUCUUCAUAUGGAGCAGCUUUCAGUCAGCCUUACGAAAGCACAAUACCAAGAUAUGAUGUUGUUAGCGGAUUCAAUGGAUCGAAUGAACAAACAAGCGCCUUACAGAAAGUACCGUCCAGACUUCAAUACUUACAAACGCCAUUACAAAGAAUGGUGGCAGUUUGCAUACCGUUGCAUACUAGAGGAAGAAGUUCUGAGGCGACGUAGAAAUUGGGACUGGAAUCAUAUGUUGGAACACAGACAGCUUUGCAAAGACUAUGCGACUGUUUAUCAAUGCAAACUUAGUAAUAAAGGCAAAGUGACCACUGAUCAAGCGUGUGUGUUAGAAAAGGCUGAGAAGACACUCGAUUUAUUCAAUCUAGUCGUUAUUAGGCAGAAGAUUGAAAUGGAGGUGGAAAGACUGGGUAAAAUCGAAGAAGAAGCGAAAAAGACCCGGAGCUGGAUUAGCAGUUGGUGGUAUGGCGGGGGCUCCAAAGAAGACGAUUUGGCUGAAGGCACAGCUAUCAUGAAACAAUUCGAAAAAGCAAUGACGCCUGAAGAAAAGGAGAAGUUAUUCCGCGCCAUAGACUACCAAGAGAACUCGGCGCCUCUGCAUUUGCCCAUAGAGUAUGUGGCCAUAGAAAGCUACUUUCAAUUGGACCGACUUCAACUGAACGUUACCGAUGAAGUCGAAGUUUUGAAAGCCUGUGUCGAUCACGUUGAAGUCGAUAUGAAACAGAGGCCUAGUGCUAAUGCUUUACGAGUGGAUGUCCAGAUGAAGGCCUUCAGUGUAACUGGAGUACAACAAGGCACGUUUGAGCCCCAACUCGUCAUCUCGAAAGAAGUCACACAAGACGUCAAUCUAUUGAACGUUGUCUUCGAAACUAAUCCUCUUGAUGGCUUGUGUAACCAAAGGGUGAAGGUGUCAGCUCGGCCGCUACAAAUUAUAUACGACGCACAAACUGUCAUUGAGAUAGUAAACGUUUUCAAACCAGCGUCCGAUUCUACUGCUUUAUCUACUUUACAAGCGGUAGCAGAAAACAAACUGUCGGAUCUCAAAGAGAAGUCGGCGUUAGGCAUGCAGUAUGCCGUUCAUCAUCACACGUUUAUAGACGUCGAUAUAGAUAUCGCUGCUUCUUACAUUAUCGUGCCGAAGACUGGCGUUUAUUCCGACGGCCAAGCAUGCGUGGUAGUAAAACUCGGUGCCAUUAGAGUGAAGUCAGAGCCUCGUUCACACGCACUCGACGUACACAAGUUGUAUAAAGAAGGCCUUGCCGAUGAAGACAUACUGAUGGAAAUUACCAAACACAGCUACGAUAAGAUGGCUCUCGAACUUACUGAGAUGCAGAUUGUGAUAGCCCAUGAGCGAGAAGAUUGGGCUUCAGCAAUAGCAUCGACGGACGACGUAGGAACCCCACUGCAUUUACUUCAACCCACCAAUUUAGUUAUACAGAUACAUAAGUGUUUGAUUACCGACGACCCGCGCAUGCCCAAGGUCAGGGUUAAGGGCGAGUUGCAAAAGAUUGCCAUCAGUGCUUCGGAAGAUCGAUUAUUAGCACUAUGCGAAAUAUUAGUAAGCAUGCCUCUGCCGAAGUCUGAUGAAAUGACCCAACUUAAGCCGAGUGAAUCGAAAGGAUCGAGUCUUUCAUUACUGAAAUACUUAGAUCCAAUGGAGAAGCAAAGGCGAGAGAACGCCCGAGUUAAAGAAAAGGCCAAAGAUGAGCACACAGUACAAAUGACUGAGCUUGAAGCUUUCUUUAUUAUGAAAGAACUCGUCCUCAGUAUCAACAGGAAAACAAUAGACACGUCAAAAGGCUACGACAGAUUCCUAGUGUUCUCUCUAUCCCUGUUAGAAGUCACUGCCAUACAGAAGACUUUCACACUAGACGCCGCUGUCCGCUUAGGGGCGGUGAAACUAGAACAUCAUAGAGUGGGCCGAGGACUUAAAGUACUGAAUAUGAUCGAAACACCUGAUGUUCUACCUUAUGAUGAAAUUACUAUUACUGAAGAUAGCACUUCAAAUAUGCUUCAUUGUCAGCAGUAUUUGUUUGCUGUUACGUAUAGGAAUGUGGAUAAAAAAUGUCCAGACUUCAGAGGUUUGUUUGGAUCAGUAGAACAGUUGAUCGAGUUAAAUUUCACUGACUUAAGAGUAUUACUGCAUCUGGAGGGAUUAAGAGAAAUUCUUGUUAUUGUUAAUGAGUAUCAGACAAGACUGCAAGCUAUUCAGAGUACAGUCGAUAGAACUGCUAACGCAGGUCCAUUAGAAACUAUUGUCGAAGACGAAGAGUUCACUACGGCCAAAUCUAAAGCGAGUGUAUCAAAGCCGUCUCGUAAGAAGCAAGUGGAAAGCAUUCAGAUGAAAGUGAACUGUAAGAUCGGGGCAAUAGAGAUAGUUUUCGCGACGGAGUCCCGUCCCCUGUCUAUGGUGCAAUUGAAAGGUGCUACCGCCGGAUUGGUGCUUAAGGCUUCGUACACACAAGUAGACUGUGCUAUUGCGUCCAUUAAGGUUGAAGAUUUGAAUCCUGCAUCAAUACAUAAAGAGAUUCUCAAAGUGCUCGGCGGUGACGUGAUGAAUGUACAAAUAGUAAUGUACAACUUGGACCAAUACCCGUCUGUCAGUGACAUUAACAUGUCGAUUGACUGCCAAAUCAACUGUUUGCGUAUUAUCUUCUUGAAUUGGUUCGUCACUUCUAUGUUGGAAUUUUUGAAUAACUUCCAAACAGCUCAACAAGCUAUUAUAGAUGCGUCUUCGCAAGCGGCUGAUGCAGCCAGGGCUAAUGUACAAAACGCUUACACGAAUUCUACUAAGUUAUCACUGAAAGUACGUUUGGCGGCGCCUAUUAUCAUAAUACCAGAAAACUCGAAGAGUUUGAACGCGAUGCUCGUCGAUUUGGGUCGCAUGACUUUGAACAAUAACUUUGUCGACAUGAAUGUUCAUGAUGUAAGCACAACUGUGACAGUUGAAGAGUUGACCCUUGAUUUGGAAAACAUGAAGGUUUCCUGUGUGAAACUUGAUAACGAUUACAAGGAAGCGAUUCAUGAGAGGAAGUUAUUGCGUCCGACUAGUUUCAAACUGCUCGUUAAACGUAGCCUCUCGGCGUGGUAUGACACACUGCCCGACUUGGAUAUAUCUGGACGAAUGAAGACUAUUGCUAUCACAGUAGGCCACUGCGACUACAAGAGUAUAAUGAGAAUUCUGAAUCAGAACUUACAAGAAGGCCAAGCGAAGGUUGACGAUAAAUCCGCUACGGCCAUGCUGAAAACUAGUUCCAAAGUAAAGGGACAGACUGUUAGGAGUCAGAACAAAUCCGUGGCAGCCAUAAUAUCUUCUAAAGAGAUACAGAAACCUAGAACGUCGAUAAAGUUCUCCUUCACGAUGGAAAGCCUGGUUAUUGACCUUCUGAAUACGGCAACCGCUACUACUGAAUACUCUAUGUUCUCUCAAGAUGUGGACUUGGCGCGGUUUUGUAUGACAUUGCUCUCUGUCAAGGGGAGGAUGCUAUCGGAUCACUCGAUGCAAACCUCCUUGCUCUUAGUAGACUGCACACUUGAUGACACCCGGCCUGGUAGAGGCACUAAGGUCACCAGGUACUUAGAGAGGCGGCGUAUUACUAAAUCCGAACGUCAGGAAGCCGAGGCUGCUUCGGACUUGCACGAUAAGAUACGAAGCAUGAUUGACGUCACGUACACCAUGAAGAAUUCUGAUACAUUCAUUGACAUGAGGAUCUUCAGUUUCGAUCUGAUCUUAGCAAUGGAUUUCCUUAACAAGAUCGCAGAGUUCAUGACAACGGGCUUGGUAGACGAUGCAAAGACAACCAAAGAUGAACAACCGGGCCCAAGGACCACUGUGCCAGAAAAAUCUGUGGAGACCCUAGCGAAGAGGAGAUCAACAGCUAUUUCGACAGCAGCAAUAGAACCCCGUCAAUUGGCCAUGAUGACUGUGAACAUCAAGAUUGAACAGCCCGAUAUUAUCUUAGUGGAGUCCCUUGAACACAAGACCUGUGACGCUUUGGUGCUUAAUAUGGAAGCUCGCUUCAAGCUCCGUCGCUCGGCCGAGCGCAUGGUAGCGGACGGCGGUAUAUCCGGCCUGCAAAUGGUCGUGCGACAGCUAGGCACUCAAGCAGAGAGCUCGACGCCACGGUUCUUGUUGGCUCCAACGCAUUUGUCCUUGGCACUCUCACAACCGCCGAUGUCGGGCAUGCAUGUCGAUAUUGCUAUUACGGAUAUCAAGAUUACUGUGUCGCCAGAUAUCAUAGCUCUUCUAAAUCGAGUGUUGGCCACGAUGACAAGUAGCGAGGAAGAUAAUAAAGUAGAAGAGCACAAGGCGAUAUUCUACGAUAACUUGUGGGCCAUUGAACCUUUCAAACCUAACUCCUAUUGGUUCUUAAAAACUGAGCAAGCGGAAGAAGCGAUAAAUGCCGAGGAAUCAUCAGUUGAGAUGACAACUGUCGCUCCUAUAGGCGAGAUCUGUUUGCUAUCGUGUCCGUCAAUCGUAGCCUCCUUUGAAAUGGAGAUCGGUAACGAAACCAUACCGGUACUCGUUAUGCAAGCCUCGCUCACGGGACAGGUUAAAGAUUGGAGUUCUGAUUUCUAUGCGGAAUCAACGUGGGCGAUGCAAGUAUCGUACUAUAACAUUGAGCGUGCUGUAUGGGAACCGCUCAUAGAACCCGUGGAAGUACUGAAGGACUACCAGUACAAACAUGUGCCUUGGGAACUUAAAAUGGAGAUCGUAAUGCAUACUCAAGAAGGCCACGCGUCGAUAGACACGACGGACGAAGCGGCGAAUUUGCAAACGGUAGCUCAGAGACAAGCCAACAAGACCAUCACGUUAUCUAGCAGCGAGCCAUUGGAGAUCACUAUCACUAGAACUGGCAUGGAGGUGCUAACUCUACUAGGAAAUUCAUUUUCAUCGUCCAUUGCCGAAGGUGCGAGUGAGGGCGCCACUGUCUCCAAAUCUAAGUUUGAUUCAUUUGAAAAAACAUUCCAUGGAGCGCCUUAUGUUCUUCACAACUGCACCGGUUUGACGGCCAAGUUAAUGUUGAACGAUAACCACGACUUCUCUGUGUGCCUUACUGAAGAAUAUGUUUCUUCUGACUAUAGGGAAGUGGUUUUAGAACCGGGUGCUUGCGUUCCCUUGCAACUUAAACAUGGUGGACUUAACUUGAUGAAGCUGAAUGAACCGCCUCCACCCCUCAAAUUGAAUGUUAAGAUAGUAGAAAUAGAUGACGACGUCCAAAUCCCAGUGGACCGCGCGGACAAGCGGUACUUCCCGCUCGGCCGCAAGCUCGCGGGUAGCGUUCCUGAGAAGAACGUUCCGCACGUAGCCGCGGUUGAACCGCGCGGACUUAUAUCUGACGUCGUUAUGCAGGAAGCGGCACUGCAUAUUUAUUUGAGAAGUGUUGUGCAGGUAACAAACACACUCUCAGUGAACGUGUCAGUUUACUAUAUGACUCUUUCCGGCAACGAAGUGCGUUUACUAGGCGACGUGAAGCCCGGAGAUAUUCUACGAUUGCCUUUACAAGCUGUUCAUACGCCCACCGCUGAAUUGUUCUACUCCGUUGAAGGUUUUACAGUAUCAGUAUCACCGUUCAUAUGGCGGGAACUGCAACAAGAAGUGAAGAUAUCGAGACUGUUGCAGUGCGAUUCUAAAGAUAAGAACAGUGGAGAGAAAUUCUAUUUGAGGGCCUUAGGUACAAUGGAACAAGUAUUCUACGAGCACACGACCCGUCACACAUUCGCUUCAUCCUGCUACGACAUAGUACUGAAGCCAGCUGUAAAGCUACAGAACUGUUUGCCCGUUGAGAUCGUCGUCUCUCAGUUAGGCUUGAAGAGGACGCAAGUAUUCCAGCCUGGAGAAAUGUUCCACUUGUCGCAUCUGUCGCCUAAUCGCGCUUCUAUUGUUAUUAUGAUUAAAAACUACCUCGACAAAUGUUGGGUAUGUACGAAGAACCUUCCCGAUAGUGAGACAGAACUGUCAGUGUGGUCGUUCGAAUCCCACGACAGCCCUUCCGUAAUGACACUAGAUUUGGGUAUGCAUAGUGUGGACAUGGAAGGAACGCAAGUCCUAUCUCUGUAUUGCCCAUUCUGGAUGCUCAACAAAACCGGCUUCACAUUGUGUUAUAGGAAAUCAAAGAAACCAGAAAAAGACUCCAGCACACCCAACAAGAAUGUGGAUGAAACAGGCAACGUAAUAUUCCACCCUAAAGAAUAUAAGGAACCGAUACUGUUUUCGUUCCGCGCAAAGAAUUUCUUUGGUAAGAAGAAAGCGGCUAUAAGGGUGGAGUUCGGUGAAUGGUCUGACAAAUUCUCGUUGGACGUUCCUGGUAGUUCUGGUGUUAUUCUUUGCAAACACGAGGGAAGAACUUAUCAGGUGGCAGUUACGAAUCAGCUGACGUUCAACAGUUUGACCAAGAUGGUGAUAUUUACGCCGUACUUCUUGAUCAUCAACGAAGCGCCUUUCGAUAUUCAAUACCAGGAGCUGCAUAGAUCUGGUGACCCUUGGAUCACGGUUGCUCAAAAAUCAAGCGCGCCUCUAUGGCCGGUCAUAGAGAGAGAAGACAAGUUGUUGCUAAUGCGAGUCGCUGGCUCCGCCGACUACGCUGCACCAUUCUUGUAUACCGAACAACAUUCAGUUUGCUUGAAGCUCAAUAACGAGUUCGGCGGUCUCCACGUGGAAGUGCAGCUGACGGAAGGCGGCACGUACAUCACAGUGCGUCAGUACCGCGACGGACAUGCGCCCGCGCUGCUCGUCAACUUUUCGCCUUACGACAUCACUGUCUAUGAGAAGGAGAACGUUAAUACUAAGUCACUGUCGUCAAUGCACAAAAUGCUUUACACGUGGGAUAAUCCCGCAGGACCUCGCGUUAUGAUAUUCGCAGGACACAAGAAAAAGGAGAUUGAAAACGAUCUGAGAAAAGAUGGCAUUGGAGAUUUUAUGAUCAACGAAACCACCCGAGUAUACUGGGUAUCGUUCCUCGACGGACUACAAAGAGUGAUACUAUUCACUGACGACCCGAUACUCGCUAGUGGUGCCCACACUAUCGGCGAGGCGGAGUUAGUCGAUACCGAACUGGUAUUGUCUAUGCAAGGCAUUGGAUUGUCGCUGGUGAACGAUCCCGAACAAUUGGAGAUUGUUUACAUCAGUAUUUCUAACUCUGGUAUAAUAUGGGAACAGUGCAAAGUGGGAGCUCGCCGGUACAAAAAGAUUGAAGGGCCGAAGCUCCUACAGUUAGAAGAACAUUAUCAACGAUAUAUGGCUGAGAAGAUGGUCAGCACCACUGAGAUACUCUCGCCUAGAGUACAAAUUGAUGAGAAAGUUGAGGUGGACUUCGAAGAGAUGCGUCAACUGAAGCCAUCCGUCCGUCUUCUCCGUCGUACUCUGCAACCCGGUCUGUGGGCAUCGUACGGCCUCACCCCGCACUCGCGGCGCCUGCACGCUCGCCUGCACCGCCUGCAAGUAGACCAGCAGUUGCCGCUGCCCACCUUCCCAGUCGUGCUGGCUCCUGUACCUCCCCCAAGGUCUAUCGCUAAUGAGGAUCCUAGUGUGCCUCGAGGUAUGAAACCGUUUAUCGAAGUGUCGAUAGUCGAACGGUUGAUGGAACACAGUAUGGUCCGUCAGUACAAAUACUAUAAGGUGCUGAUUCAAGAGUUCCACGUGAAGGUGGAUAUGGGACUGAUCAACGCUCUCAUGGGCAUGUUCCCGCAACGAUCGCUCAAUGAACAGGAAGCGCUGGACGCGUUCCAACUCGAUUUAGAAAAGGCAGGACAACCAUUAGAAGCUUUAGCGGCAAUAGGGGUUGCGUCAGAUCUCAAGAAUUUCUACGAUAAUUUGCAUUUGUCGCCACUCAAGGUUCACGUUUCGUUCUCUCUGGGUGGUACGACGCAACUGCCAACGUUUGUUGGCACAGUACUGCAGAGCAUCGGUGUUACUUUGACGGACAUGAAUGACGUCGUAUUCAAGUUGUCGUACUACGAAAGGAACUACGAGUUCUUAUCUCAGAAGGAGUUGAUCGGUCAAGUACAGAACCAUUACACGGGACAAGCUCUCAAGCAACUGUAUGUUCUAGUCCUCGGGUUAGAUGUCAUAGGCAACCCUUACGGACUGGUCGUGGGACUGAAGAAGGGUGUCGAAGAUCUGUUCUAUGAGCCUUUCCAGGGCGCAAUCCAAGGUCCGGGCGAGUUUGCCGAAGGUUUGUUCUUGGGCGUACGUUCGUUGGUCGGACAUACUGUGGGCGGCGCGGCUGGCGCCGUGUCGCGUAUCACUGGUGCUAUGGGACAUGGCCUCGCUGCACUCUCGCUAGAUAAGGACUACCAAAGACGCCGUAGGGACAAUAUUAAUAAGCCGCCAGCGAAUCUUCAAGAAGGUCUUGCUAGAAGUGGUAAAGGACUGGUUAUGGGUGUAGUAGACGGCGUGACGGGAGUGUUCACGAAGCCCAUAGAGGGGGCUCGCGAGCAGGGCGUGGAAGGGUUCUUCCGGGGGCUGGGUAAAGGCGCUGUGGGGCUCGUGGCUCGCCCCACCGCCGGCGUCGUCGACUUCGCGUCCGGCUCACUUGACGCCGUCAAGAGAGCGGCGGAUAUGUCUGAAGAAGUGACGAAGCGUCGACCGGCGCGAUACAUGGCGCCCGACUGUGGCGUGAGGCCAUACUCGAGGCUCCAUGCUGAAGGAUACAAGAUGCUGUUCGAGCUUGAGAAGGGCAAGUACGUCAGCACGGACACGUACGAAGCUCACGUGUGGGUGAUUGCCGGCAAAGAAGUGGUCAUGUGCACCGACAAGCGCAUGCUAUACAUUGAGAAGAACAAUGUCUUCGGCGGCUGGCAGAUUGUAUGGACGUAUCUCUGGUCGGAGCUCCCUGAAGUGCCAACAGCCGUCAACAAAGGCGUCUAUAUCCCCACUGCCAAGAAAAAGGUGCUAGGAAUGUUCCCUACGUCCGGGUCCGGCAAGGUGAUAUUCCUCUACGACGAACAACAGAAGAAGUACUUGCUCGCACAGUGCCAGCGGCUGAUGCAAACUCGUUGACAUGAGGCAGUAGAAAGAAUGACGCCUUCAGAAUGGUUGGCACAGUUCUUUCUACUUAUAUUUGAUUGUCGCACCGCAUUGCUUACUUUCGCCUAUCACUUUAACAUGCACCACCUCAGCCCCAAAGGCUUCCGCUAAACCCUUCCCUCGCUGUGAGCAGUGCUUCAUAUGGACUAUGUAUUUAUAUACUUUAGUGUAUUGGUGUUUAUCUGUUUUGAGAACCGUGUGCUUGUUAUAUUUUUAUAAUACCUUUUUACGUGAUGGUGUCAAUGCAAUUUGUAUGCUGAGUACAAUUAUGGAAUUGAAUAUCGUGGUUAUGACAUGUUGUGUAUGUAGUUAGAGUUUUGAUUAUUUUACAUAUUUUUACCGUUUAGUAAUAUACCAACCUUGCGUAAAAUGAGAGAGAUAUUGUACAUGACCUUAAAUAUCAUUGAAUGUCGAGAAUUUGGUUACUCUUUGGCUGACUUUCCAGACUUAUCGAGAUCUUGUAGCUAUGUAGAAGGAUAUAGCCUUAUUAGAGUACAAAAGAGGUGAAUGAGUUUAAAAAUAUCUCUUUUCUGGUACUUUAAAUACAUUUAAACUUUUAAAAAGUAUAUUUAAAUAUUAAAUAUAUCUCUAUGCAUUUACCUAUUUAAGAUUAAUAUUCUGUAAGUUGUUACAAGAUUUCAGUCUUCCUUUACUACUUAUUUAUUGACUUACGCCGUUGAGUUUAUUAUACCGUUGGUACUACAUAAUUCUAAUGUUUAAAGUUCGUUAAAAAAGGAAAUUAAUAGGUAAUCAAUUCUCUGUUCCAAUACUCAGUUGAAGUCUAUUGCUGUAGACUGUACUACUUAAAUAUUCGAAUAUGAUAUUCGUUAUGUUAUGUAGACUGUGUAACGUUAUUCCCAAUAUGUUGUUAUUGUAAGUUUAAUAUUACAGAGACAAAAUCAGUGAAGUAAGUGUAUUAAUUCUGUUUGUUUUAUCGAAGCCUGAUAGUACAAACAUUAUUUGAAAGAGUUGAUUUUUUAUACAUUAUUUUGUUGAAUGAAAACGCUAAGCCAGGGUGGCUUCCAUUGUUGAGGCUUUCCAUACCAGUGCCUUAUGAUCGAUGUUUAGAAAGCUGACGUUAUUUUGCUGGUUUUUUCAACUGUUUGUUAAUGAUUAAGUUUUUUGUUACACUGGAUAUAGUGUAUUCGAAUACUAAGUUAUUUUAGGUUGAGUGCACAAUCUAACCGUUUGUAUGUAUUUGCUUAGCCGAUGUGCGCUAGCCUUACCAGUGGCUUCGAGGUGUAAAAUUUCUUAAUUUUGAUAUUAUGUUUAUUUGUUGAAUGAAGCUUUUAUGCAUAACUUGUUUAAUUAGAUAUAAAAGCCAACUUUGUUAUUAUUGCCUGUUGCACAAUUUACUCACUUGGUAUUCGUUUUGUCUUGUUCAAGCUUGUGUAAGAACAGUUUCAAUAUAAAAUAUAUACAGAAA